AUGCAAUCCGCCAAAUUCAUCAAUGUGGACCUCGAGGAUGCUGGAGGUUUUCAGUGUCUCCGACACAGACUGUACGAGUCCUUGGGGCCAUCUUUCUGGAAGGAUCAUGAAGUAUCCAAACUUAUUCAGUGGGUACGCACUGUCGAUGUCAUCCACGACUGGCUUGAAGGAGCAAAAGAGCAUUACGGCCGGUUCAUACAACAACAAAACCGAGAGACGGAAAAGUUUCAUCUGCCCGACAGCUAUAUCCACGAGAAAUUCGGGGAAGUCUACAGACGUCUCGGUGCUAUGGGCCCUUACCUUCCGAGGAUAUUACGGAAUGGAACACAUGCUGGGCGCCUCGAAGAGGUCACCAGACGGAUUGCUGAUGAGCUUUGGAGCGGCAACUUCUAUUGGUUGGACUGUUUUUCAGAGCUGAUCAAUGCGGUGCUUUUGGAUCAUGAUGAAUUGGUUUUCGAACUUAUCAAGCCAAUAACCGUCUUCAGCUCCGAAACCGCCCAGCCAUGCUGCGAAGUGGACCGUGUGUCCACGGCCAACUCUAAGUUGAUUAGGACCAUUAGUAGCCGUGUUUUGAGCAAGGCUAUUCCUGCGCGCAUCUUUAUUACGCUUCGCCGGUGGUCGGGGACGCCUAUGUCUUCCGAUAGGAUCUCCCCAAGUUUUCGUGUCAGCGAGCUGGUGGUCUCCAUGGUCCCAUCAGACACGUUUCCGCUAGUCCGGCCUGGCGAGAACUCCCAGCAUCCAAAGCCUACACAUGCUGUACGAAAGCGAGUUCGCUAUGUCGAUGAGGAUGGAGACGAGAAGCCAGAGUAUCUGACUCAGCAACAAAGCACAGUCGUUCUGAACCUCCGCAAUACGUAG
Messenger RNA from Diaporthe amygdali, 858 nucleotides. Its product is annotated as tfiid associated protein. The coding region runs from base 1 to 858 and encodes 285 amino acids. The record is from RefSeq and is a predicted model, not a curated record. Lineage: Eukaryota; Fungi; Ascomycota; Sordariomycetes; Diaporthales; Diaporthaceae. The transcript is spliced from 3 exons.